Messenger RNA from Eucalyptus grandis, 2352 nucleotides. Its product is annotated as heat shock 70 kDa protein. Lineage: Eukaryota; Viridiplantae; Streptophyta; Magnoliopsida; Myrtales; Myrtaceae. The record is from RefSeq and is a predicted model, not a curated record. The transcript has a single exon. Gene Ontology annotation, cellular component: cytoplasm. Gene Ontology annotation, molecular function: misfolded protein binding; heat shock protein binding; ATP binding. Bases 36 to 2141 code for a protein of 701 amino acids. Gene Ontology annotation, biological process: cellular response to unfolded protein; protein refolding.
GGAACUUUCUCUCUCUUUCCUGCCAUGGCCUUUAUAUGCUCCUCCCUCUCCCUCCAAGCUCCUCAGAUCAAACCAUCAACAGCAAGCAAGCAGCGCAAUCGCCACAACCGAUCACAUUCUUCUUCGAUUCUUUUCCAGAAGCGCAUUCCGAUCAACCGCAGUCCAUGGCUCCGAAGAGCGAAGGCAAGGCCGUCGGCAUCGACCUCGGCACCACCUACAGCUGCGUCGGCGUCUGGCAGAACGACCGCGUCGAGAUCAUCGCCAACGACCAGGGCAACCGCACCACCCCGUCCUACGUCGCGUUCACCGAUACCGAGCGCCUCAUCGGUGAUGCCGCCAAGAACCAGGUCGCCAUGAACCCCCACAACACCGUCUUCGACGCGAAGCGCCUCAUCGGGCGCCGGUUCUCCGACCCCACCGUCCAGGCCGACAUGAAGCACUGGCCGUUCAGGGUCGUCGCCGGCCCUGGCGACAAGCCGAUGAUCGCCGUCAGCUACAAGGGCGAGGAGAAGCAGUUCGCCCCCGAGGAGAUCUCGUCGAUGGUGCUGACGAAGAUGAAGGAGAUCGCCGAGGCCUACUUGGGGCAGACGGUGAAGAACGCCGUAAUCACCGUCCCCGCGUACUUCAACGACUCGCAGCGGCAGGCGACGAAGGACGCCGGCGCGAUCACCGGGCUCAACGUGAUGAGGAUCAUCAACGAGCCGACCGCCGCGGCGAUCGCGUACGGGCUCGACAAGAAGGGGUCGAGGACCGGCGAGAAGAACGUCCUCAUAUUCGACCUCGGCGGCGGGACUUUCGAUGUCUCGCUGUUGACGAUUGACGAGGGCAUCUUCGAAGUGAAGGCGACGGCCGGUGACACUCAUUUGGGAGGUGAGGAUUUCGACAACAGGCUCGUGAAUCAUUUCGUGCAGGAGUUCAAGAGGAAGCACAAGAAGGACAUCAGCGGGAAUGCGAGGGCUCUGAGGAGGUUGAGGACCGCUUGCGAAAGGGCAAAGAGGACCCUGUCUUCGACGUCCCAGACCACGAUCGAGAUCGACUCGCUCUAUGAAGGUAUCGAUUUCUACGCUACAAUCACUAGGGCGAGAUUCGAGGAGUUGAACAUGGAUUUGUUUAGGAAGUGUAUGGAGCCCGUAGAAAAAUGUUUGAGGGAUUCGAAGAUCGACAAGAGUCAGGUUCAUGAUGUUGUUCUCGUUGGUGGGUCGACGAGGAUCCCGAAAGUUCAGCAACUCUUGCAGGACUUCUUCAACGGAAAGGAGUUGUGCAAGAGCAUUAACCCUGAUGAGGCUGUUGCUUAUGGGGCUGCAGUCCAAGCUGCAAUCUUGACUGGUGAAGGGGAUGAGAAAGUGCAGGACUUGCUCUUGCUCGACGUCACACCUCUGAGCCUCGGACUUGAGACCGCGGGUGGUGUGAUGACUGUUCUUAUCCCGAGGAACACAACGAUCCCAACGAAGAAAGAGCAGGUAUUCUCGACGUACUCCGAUAAUCAGCCAGGUGUGCUCAUCCAGGUGUACGAAGGCGAGAGGGCGAGGACGAAAGACAACAAUCUUCUGGGCAAAUUCGAGCUCACGGGUAUCCCUCCUGCCCCAAGAGGUGUUCCACAGAUCAAUGUAUGUUUCGACAUCGAUGCAAAUGGAAUUCUCAAUGUGUCGGCAGAGGAUAAGACCGCAGGUGUGAAGAACAAGAUUACAAUUACGAAUGACAAGGGGAGACUGAGCAAGGAUGAGAUAGAGAGGAUGGUGAAGGAAGCAGAGCAGUACAAGGCGGAAGAUGAGGAGGUGAAGAAGAAGGUAGAGGCGAAGAACUCGCUCGAGAACUAUGCUUACAACAUGAGAAAUACAGUGAGGGACGAGAAAUUCGCCAAUAAACUGAACCCGGCUGAUAAGCAGAAGAUUGAGAAGGCAAUUGACGAGGCAAUCGAGUGGCUUGACAGGAACCAAUUGGCUGAAGUGGAUGAAUUUGAGGACAAAUUGAAGGAACUGGAAGGCCUGUGCAACCCUGUUAUUGCCAAGAUGUACCAGGGCGCUGGUGGAGAUGUGCCGAUGGGUGGAGGUGCAGACAUGCCCAACAGUUAUGGUGCUUACAGCGACAAGGCUAGCUCUGGUGGCGCUGGUGCUGGGCCCAAGAUUGAAGAGGUAGAUUAAGGGAAAUGAGGUGUCGUGCAGAAGCCUAGAGCUGUCCUGUUUUGGGCUUUUGGUCUCUGUGUUGUGAUUGAGUUCUGUUUGAGAGUAAGACGUGUCGAGAUGUAUAGUUAUAAUUAAAGCUGAGUGUAAUAAUUGCAGUGUGCAUAUUUUCUUUUUCAGAUCAUGUUAAUCUGAUUAGUACUUUCCUCAAAAUCCAGUGUUCAUUCUUAAA